GUCUAAACGGCGUUAGAGAAUCACUUCAACCACUUCAACCAGACCAGUGCAUGGGAAAGAAAAACUAAAACCCAGAAGAAAUAAAAGAGUUACUCGUUAUCCCUUUAGGACCCUCCAACACAACAACCACUUCAACCACGCCUCUCUCUCUUUCUCUCUCCUCUUCUCACGCACACAACACAAGUACCAAACACCAACACUUUCCUUCUGAUCGAUUAUUCGAUCCUCUUCCACAGGUUUUAUGUAGCUUGGGCUUUGUCAAUAUAGUAGAGAUGGAUAAAGUGUCUGUUCCUUCAUCAUGGGAUCGUGCCCAUCGCCUUUAUGAGAAGAACCUUGAAUUGGAGAAUAAGCGAAGGAGAUCAGCUCAGGCACAGGUUCCAUCAGAUCCAAAUGCUUGGCAGCAGAUACGUGAGAAUUAUGAAGCAAUAAUUCUCGAGGAUCAUGCCUUCUCGGAGAAGCAUAACAUUGAGUAUGCUCUAUGGCAAUUGCACUAUAAGCGGAUUGAGGAAUUGAGGGCAUACUUUAAUGCUGCUCAUACUUCUGUAAGCUCAAAAUCAUCUCCUGGAGGGAAAGGUUCUGUUCGACCUGACCGGAUAACUAAAAUAAGGCUGCAAUUUAAGACUUUUCUUUCAGAAGCAACUGGAUUUUACCAUGAUCUUAUUAUGAAUAUUAGAGCUAAGUAUGGACUUCCACUUGGUUACUUUGAGGACUCAGAAAAUAAAAUUGUAAUGGAAAAGGAUGAAAAGAAAUCUUCUCAGAUGAAGAAAGGUUUAAUAUCCUGUCACCGUUGUUUGAUAUACUUGGGUGAUCUCGCUCGCUACAAAGGCUUAUAUGGUGGAAGCGACUCAAAAAAGCGUGAAUAUGCGGCAGCUUCUAGUUACUAUCUACAAGCUGCAACUAUUUGGCCUUCAAGUGGAAAUCCCUAUCAUCAGCUUGCCUUGUUGGCUUCAUAUAAUGAGGAUGAGCUGACUACUGUUUAUUGUUAUUUUCGGAGUUUGGCUGUGGAUAGUCCAUUUUCAACUGCCAGGGAUAAUUUGGUACUUGCAUUUGAGAAGAAUCGCCAAAGUUACUCUAAGCUGUCUGGUGAUGUUAAAGCACAUGCAAUCACUGGAAUAGGAAAAGGGGAAGCGAAACUUGUGACCCGGGAUACGGGUGUGGAAACCUGUUCUACAAAGGAGGGAGCAUCCAAUAUACGGGAAACUUACAAAUCUUUCUGCACAUGCCUUGUCCGUCUUAAUGGAAUCUUAUUCACGCGAACAAGCCUUGAGACCUUCGCUGAAGUUCUAUCUCGUGUAAGUGCUGGCCUGCAUGAACUUCUAUCAUCAGGACAAGAUGAAGAGCUGAAAUUUGGCAUAGAUACUCUUGUGAACAAACUGGUCAUUGUCAGAAUUGUUUCCAUGAUCAUAUUUACAGUUCAUAAUGUGAAAAAGGAAUCUGAAGGUCAAACGUAUGCAGAAAUUCUACAGCGUGCUGCUCUACUUCAGAAUGCAUUCACUGCAGCUUUCGAAUUGAUGAGUUUAGUAGUAGAGAAAUGUAUGCAGCUGCAGGAUCCUCCUUCCAGUUAUCUCUUACCAGGCAUUUUGGUUUUUGUUGAGUGGUUGGCAUGUUAUCCAGAUAUUGCUGCUGGCAAGGACGAAGAUAAUGCGACAACUAUUAGAUCAAAAUUUUGGAAUCAUUGUCUAUCCUUCUUGAACAAGUUGCUUUCACUUUUGCCUAUGUCAGAAGAUGAUGGAGAGGAAACUUGCUUUAAUAACAUGAGCUGGUAUAAAGAAGGGGAAACGGAAAAUCGGCUUGCUUUGUGGGAGGAUUUUGAGUUAAGAGGAUUUGUUCCACUUCUACCUGCACAAACCAUCUUGGAUUUUUCAAGGAAGAAUUCCCUUGGAAGUGACAGUGAAAAGGAAAGAAAAGCUCGGAUUCAAAGGAUUUUAGCUGCAGGAAAGGCUUUAGCAAACGUUAUUAGAGUUGAUCAGAAAAUGAUAUAUUUUGACUCAAAGGGAAAGAAAUUUGUUGUUGGUGUUCAGCCUCAAAUCUCAGAUGAUUUUGUUAUUUCCUCCCUUUCAGACACACCUAGUGCAGACUACCAUCAUUAUAUUGAAGGAGAGGACGAUGAUGAGGUUAUUGUUUUCAAUCCUAUAGUACCUGAGAAACAAGCUGAUAUGGUGGUUGCCUCAUCAUGGGCACCCCAUGAAGGCUUAAAAUCAGUUCCAACAGCUUCUGUAGGGGAUAUGAAAUUUAAUGAAAAUUCUACUUCUAACCCUCUCAAUGAUCCGAAUCAUCAAAAUUCUUUACCUGCUUCUGUCAAUGCUAUGGUUCCUCAACGACUACUACCAGUUCAACCACAUUCUUUGAGGUGGUUAGAGGAGGAAAUAUCUCUUGCUAACAGUUUGAAAGGUCUUAGAUUUUUGGAGAAUGGGCACAUGAUGAAACCUGACCUACCAUUUAAAGAAGUUGUGCCAAUCUCUGACCGUCCUGCACUUGCAGUUCCUACCCAGCUAUCUGUAAGAGCUGGUGCUAGUAUGCUUUAUGCUCAUGAUCUCUCAAAAGCUGGAGACUUUGGAAAUUCAUUCAAAGUUGAUGCCAAUGCGUCUGCUGAAACACUUACUGACAACUCUGUUGUGAGAACGCCAUCCACCAUGCAAGCUGGUUUUAAAAAAUCUCCUAUCAGUCGACCUUCUAGGCACCUUGGACCUCCUCCUGGAUUCAGUCAUGUUCCUCUUAAACAUGGUAUUGAACCCACUGGUCCAGAUUCAAUUGGUGGAAAUUCAAUUAUGGAUGAUUACAGUUGGUUGGAUGGAUAUCAGUUGCCUGUGUCAACCAAAGGUUUAGGUCCAAAUGGUCCUCUCAGUUACUCUCAGUCAAAUUCCCAUCAAGUUGGUAACAAUGGCUGGCAUGAUCAUCGGACACUUGAGCUUUUAAAAGCACACCAAAAUCAGCAGUUGCAGCCACAGGUUCUCACAAAUGGAAAUCAGCAUCUUACUCCUCUGCCUGAGCAAUUCCAAGGACAAUCAAUUUGGACAGGUCAACACUUCGUGUGAUGUCGCUCUUCUGUGUGAGAAUAUUGGUGGUCCUUGAAGGAUUAUUAAAUGUGCUGCAUCCCUUUGCUACCCCGUCAAACUCCAGCGCUACUUCGUUGUCGUUGAAUGUUGGAGUUUAUCUGGCCUAGACAUUUUGCGGGAGGUUGCUACUACAAAAGAAUUUGCUGAGCUCUAAAGUCCGGGUGGAUGAAGAUAAACAUGCAUCUUUAGGGUGGAUAGAGGGUGAUAAAUAAAGUACAGUCAUCUUGGAGCUUGUGUGUAUCGUCUGGGAUUUGGUGGUAUGCUACUAUGGUUUGUUCACUUCUCUGCACCUGAAAGAAUUGAUACUAUCUAGCUGCCGGUGAUACAUGAUUCUACCCGUUUUUGUUUCUAACUCGUCAAAGCUUCAGACUAGUUGGAUAUGAAGCGCUCCUCUAAGCUGGAUAAUGGGAUAUGAAUAUGAUAAUGACAUUGUGAAGCAUGCUUGAGUAAGUACAAGUGUUUAGUGGUUGCAUCUUUGUUAAGGCUUUUAUGUUUUUUCAUAACCAGUGAUGUACGAUUUACUUUCUCCCUUUUACCUAGUCGGGGUUUUCUCGAACUUAUAAAUAAAUAAUCCCUUUUGGAUUUUGGAUUAUGGAUCGUGGAUUGUGGAUAUCUUGAUCCAUUAUUACCUGAAGUAAAAGUUCCAUUGUCUCUUUUUA
This is a messenger RNA of Vigna unguiculata (cowpea), 3715 nucleotides long. Its product is annotated as nonsense-mediated mRNA decay factor SMG7-like. The record is from RefSeq and is a predicted model, not a curated record. Lineage: Eukaryota; Viridiplantae; Streptophyta; Magnoliopsida; Fabales; Fabaceae. Gene Ontology annotation, biological process: nuclear-transcribed mRNA catabolic process, nonsense-mediated decay. Gene Ontology annotation, cellular component: telomerase holoenzyme complex. Gene Ontology annotation, molecular function: telomerase RNA binding; protein binding; telomeric repeat DNA binding.